Messenger RNA from Liolophura sinensis, 666 nucleotides. RefSeq lists its product as uncharacterized. Gene Ontology annotation, cellular component: membrane. Gene Ontology annotation, biological process: G protein-coupled receptor signaling pathway. Gene Ontology annotation, molecular function: G protein-coupled receptor activity. The record is from RefSeq and is a predicted model, not a curated record. The coding region runs from base 1 to 666 and encodes 221 amino acids. The transcript has a single exon. NCBI's taxonomy places the organism in Eukaryota, Metazoa, Mollusca, Polyplacophora, Chitonida, Chitonidae.
AUGACCGUGGAGAGGUUCAUCACUGUGUUUUUCCCUCACCAGGCCACUACAUUGUGUAAUCGACGUAAAGCCAUCGUUACCGUCAUACUAGUCUCAUUUGUUCUCGUCGCGGUAAACGUUCAUUUGGUUUUCACCACAGAAUCCCGCGUGGACACCGCCAUCUUGGAAACCAAUGUCACGCAGGUGACGAAAUACUGCGCAGACUCUGACGAUCACGAGAUGUGGAAAAAGUUCAUCUGGCCCUGGGUUGACAUGAGUGUGUUAACUUUUAUACCGUUCAUUCUCUUCGUCUCUCUCAAUGGAAGCGUACUGCUUCGCAUGGCUCAUUACACCAGGAAAGUCCAUGCCGAGGCGACUAUCCCCGAACAGCGUCUUCACCGACAGAGGAAGAUGAACAGUUUAGUAGCCUGUAUUUGUGUUGUGUUCCUGCUAACGACUGGUCCCAUCACGAUAUUGCAUAUCGUCGAGCCGUAUUGGAAUAGAGAUGACUUGGAGCAAAAAGCUCUUCAUUCCUUAACUGUAGCCUGCCUAGGUCACCUUGGCUAUUUGACGAACUGUGUCAACUUCUCCCUCUAUUACUUCAGGGGAAGCACCUUUAAACAAGACUUAAGAAAUGUUCUCAAAAAUCGAAGCAAGAUUGCAACAAUGACUUUGGCAAAUAGAUGA